Botrytis porri is the source of this 699-nucleotide messenger RNA. RefSeq lists its product as uncharacterized. The coding region runs from base 1 to 699 and encodes 232 amino acids. The transcript is spliced from 3 exons. NCBI's taxonomy places the organism in Eukaryota, Fungi, Ascomycota, Leotiomycetes, Helotiales, Sclerotiniaceae. The record is from RefSeq and is a predicted model, not a curated record.
AUGAUGAACCAAAUCAAUUCAUUCUGUCAAGAAGCUGCUAAAAAAGGCACACAAGAUAAAGAUAGCGGCUCAAUAAUCCGUACUUACAACCAAGGUGGACGUUAUGAAGUUGAUUUUGCAAUUGACUGGCCACCGGGAAUAGAUAUCAAGAAUAAUAUGGAGAACUAUUGUUCUAACAACAUGACAACAAUUAUGGAUUCCUGUGACUUAAAUACUGUCGAGAACCCAUCAAAUUGGAAGACUGGCGGUAUACUUCAAGUAGACCCAGUCACGUACCGGAUUACUCCUCAAAGCAACCAAAUUAACACAACAGGAAAAUGUUGGUUUCACCUCGAAGAAUUCCAGAGCUUUUCCGAACAAAGCAGCGAACACGUUAUUUUCGAAGUGCAGAUACGAAAUAUGACAGAUGGUGGUGGAAACGACAUUCCUGCAGAAGUGGACAGUGCAAAAAAUGUUACAAAGGUCGCCGGGGAUGGAGAUCCUUACAUCUUCAACACCAUGUUACCUUUUCCUCUUAUCAUUACCCCGGAGUUUGAUGGUAGCCCACCUAAUUACAUUCAAUUUGUAUAUGGAAACCAGUCUUGGACUACAAAUGUGAAUUCGGGGAUGCCAUAUUGUAGUGUUGGUGGUUGGGAUAAUCCUGUGAAUCCAUCGGGUGCAAUUUCGAAUCGCAAUAUGGAUUGUUACUUCUAUUGUUAG